Molecule: messenger RNA, 5299 nt
Organism: Corticium candelabrum
Lineage: Eukaryota; Metazoa; Porifera; Homoscleromorpha; Homosclerophorida; Plakinidae
Product: SH3 and multiple ankyrin repeat domains protein 2-like
Exons: 20
Coding region: 602-5197 (1531 amino acids)
Molecular function (GO): synaptic receptor adaptor activity; ionotropic glutamate receptor binding
Source: RefSeq, a predicted model, not a curated record
GAAUGUUAGGAUCUUGGAGGUGCCACAGACGCAGAGACGCACCUUGGCACCUGUUCCCCUGGGUUUCGUCUUCUGUUUUCUGCUCUCGCAACGCUUCGUGCUGUCUAAAGUAGUUGAUUUUACGUUAGGCUGUACAUACCAAACAUGUGUAAUGCUAGUGAACGCGUUGCGGCAGCGAGCACGUUCAAGCCUCUCUCUAACUGCGGUUUUUUGAGACGCGCGCUAACUUGUGAAUAUCUAAUUGUGCAGAUGUAUUGUGCAGUCAGCUGGUUCAGGAUUGAGAUCAGAGGUUUAUGUUCUACUAGUCACGUAUAGCGGCGCUCUCGUGAAUAUUUACGUAAGUCUUGACCUCGACGAUCGUAUCUGAAUCGAGAGGCGUUUCGUAUUUUCGCUCUGUUCUUUGGUAACACAGUGGAGUUGAAGCUACGUGUAAGCUGUUGGUUGUUCGGGUUUAGGCCGUUCUUGUUCAUUUGGUUGCCACGAACAUGUUCUACAGUCUUUGGACAUGUUUAGUUACACCUAUAACCACGCCCAUCUAUUAACUAAUCAGUUCUAUUCGCCGCCACAUAAUUGUUGAACUGUUAUCAGGCCACUUCACGAUAUGGAUCCUCACAACUCUUUUUCCAAGAUUGAAGACAGCCAGUCUAGAGGGCUAGUUGUUCGUAUUUCGAUACCAGAUCAGAAUCUACAGAAAUGCUUGAUGUUGAACCCCUACGACACGGUUGGUGCUGCGAAAGAUCAAAUGUUGACUCGUCUAGCAAAGGAUGUGGAUGAUGCUGUUAACUAUGGUUUGUAUCUCCCGCCCUCGAAUGGUCGUUCUGGAAAGUUUCUUGAAGAAGACCGUCCUCUCGCUGACUACUCACUGCAUCAUCCCAUUGCUCUAGAGUUCAAAUUGAAAAGCAGAGACUAUCGAGGAGAAAGACCAGAUGAUAAAACUCUCCAUAAGUCAAAUACGAAGGUCAACCAGAGGAAAUUUAUGGAUCACGUGACUCUUGCUCACGUCGAAAAGAUGAUGAAACUGCUUGACAAAGGCUUUGAUCCAAACUUUCAAGAUGAACAUAGUGGAAAGACACCAUUGAUUGCAGCUGUAAGUUUGAGUGGCAACUCUUGCAAAGACACAAUAAUGGGUCUUGUCAAUAGUGGAGCACACAUGGAUUUUCGUGACAAAGAGGGGCAGACUGCUUUGCAUCAUGCAAUCAGGCACAAUAAUCAGCUGGCUCUGAAAGUCAUGCUUGACUUAGGUGCUUCACCAAACUACAAAGAUCGGAAGGGUCUUACUCCUGCUUACUACUCAGCUCUGCUAGGUGGGGAUGCUUGCUGCUUGGAGCUUCUGCUCAGUGAACGCGCAACAUUGGAGGCUCAUGAUCUGUCUAAGUGGAGAGAAAUUCACCAGGUUUGCAAAUAUGGCAGAGUGAAACAUCUUGAGCAUCUCAUUUUCUAUGGAGCAGAGUUAAAUUCUCAAAAUGCAACAGGAAAUACUGCUCUCCACAUUUGUUCUCUCAACAGCCAUGAAGAAUGUGCUCGAGUAUUGCUCUUUCGCGGGGCUAACAAAGAUGUGCUGAACUAUGCUGGACAGACAGCAUAUGAGGUUGCUGUAAUUUCAGGCAAUAAGGCAAUAGCUAAAUUAAUCGAGACUCAUUCACAUGAAGACACAGUUCUUUUUCGACAGAAACCUACAUAUACUGCUCGGCGGCGUCAAACUAUUGUCAGCCCAAAAGCUAAUGAGAUGGAUCACAGAGGAAUUGAUGUUGCAAAUUUAAAAGCUGUGUCUGUCAUGUCUGAUGUAAAUAGCAGCCUGGGCAGUGAGUCACCAACAAAUAUCCAUAAACAUUCUACCAUUGCGUCAAGCAGUGAUGCCAGCUCUUCUGUAAUUGGUGGAAGAACUCCUGAGCAACCACAAGCUAGGAAUGUUUCUCAAUUUGAUGUCAAUGGCUUUCCAUCACCCCCAAGAAGUCGUUCAACAACAACUGCCAUUCCCAAUGCUGUUCUUCCUCCUAAAUGCAAUAGUGUUGCCAGUUCUCAUUUGGUGUCACCAGACAGUAUGACAGUUCAAGUUUGCCAUGAUCCAUACUCAUCAUUAAAAAGGAAGCAAAAUUUACAACCAAGAUCUCCUGGUCAAAGUCGAAAGGCAUCUGUUAAAGUUGUAGACAGUACUAGAUCACCAAGAUCUUCCCCUCAAGUAAAACUCAAGCAUGGUCAAUCUCCACCAGUCAAAGUCAAACAGUCCAGAUCAACUGUGUCAUCUGCCUCCCCCAUGCAACUUCCAAAAGUAUUUGCUCGGCUAUACCCUGCCGUUGAGGGUAGGAAGUUUAUUGCAGUCAUCAACUAUUUUCCAAACAAUUCAGAAGAGUUGGAGCUGGCAGAGGGUGAUGAAGUGGAACUUUUGUUUGUUGGAAAAAACGGAAUGUGGGAGGGUAGAGUUGGUUUAAAGCAAGGCUGGUUUCCAAGCUAUGCAGUAAGGGAGAUGGCAUCUACAGGACAUGUUGUUAUUCCAACUGCAAAAAACUCAGACUCGGGUAAAUUUGUGGGGUCAUGUAGCCCUUUUUUGGAUAGGCAUACUGUAGUGAUGCAACGGAGUGAUGUGGGGCUAGGCUUUUCUAUUCGAGGACCAAAAACUGUUUCACCCAACUUGAAUUUCAGACCAACAGCUACAACACCAUCAUUGCAACGAAUUGGAGAGGUUGAUAAAGGGGGAGUAGCUGAGAUGUCUGGUCUUCGUGGUGGAGAUCAUAUAUUGGAGGUGAAUGGGUACAAUGUUGCAGCAUCAAGUCAUUCAGAAGUGAUCAAGCUUAUCAAGGCGUCGGGCCCUGAGCUAAAGCUGACUAUUGUCAGUCAGCGACGAUUGAACCCAACUGAACAGAAAUUCUUGUCAUUAACAAGCAGUGACAAAGCUUUGACACAAAGCUCUAAUUCAGACAGGAAGCCAUCACAAGGAGUAUCAAAUGAUUCUGCCCAAACUGCUCUCAUUUAUGCGACUCCUCCAAGACAACGUGCAAUGACAACAAGCGUUAUUAGCAAAAAUUCUCCACCCAGACCACCCCUGAGAAAAAGUUCUAAACUGACAUUGGUGUCAGGUGAUUCAUUGACACAGAGAGAAAGGACCAGUUCAUUACCCAGUCAACAUGGCAAUGUUACUUCAGAACUAGCUGGAGCACUGGCCAAGAGAUCAGCUCAAAUCAAGGCAGGUGCGCAGUUGUUUUCUGAGAGAAAAGUGGACAGCAAAGAUUCUGAUUCAAACAAUGCUGCAUCGAUGAUUGCUCAGUUAGCAGCUCAAAGAAAUGCUAGGGUCAACGGAGAUAUGACAAAUUUGGCAAAUGAAGACAAGGUGGAAAGCAGUGCAAAUAACAAAUCGGCUAAUGUGGAAAUGAGUGAGUUUGAAAAAGCUUUGGCAGCUCGCAAAGCAAAACUAGCUGCCCGACCUGAAGAAAAUAAGGGAGAUACACCGGACAGGAAAGCUGACUGUUUAGGUAUUAAUGCUACAGAAGCUGAAGUUGAUGAUCAUCAGACAGGAGCACCUGAUGAGGAGAAAGUUGUAAGACAAAUGGUCAGAGAUGACAGUGGAGUAAGGAUCAAGGCUUUGAGUGAUGCUGCCUCCAAAAGGCAAAUGAGACAGCCAAAUGUCAAAACGAGUACAUCUAAAUCUGCUAAUGAGACAUCAGCAAGUAAACAUGAACAGGUUCUAUUUGACUUGUCUGCAGUCCUAAAUGCUGUACCAACUACAGACCAUCCUCGUGGACACAGGACUAAUAUUGUAAGUGGUGCUGGUUCUGGCAUUGUGAAACAGGAUGUUCCCACAGCUACUAGCGAGACUGUUGCAGUUGUUAUUGGAAAUGAGACAGUUGAUAUGGACUUGGACAGAGUUUUGGAAUUGUGGGGCAAAGAAACAACAGUAAACACUCUGCAUCCCAAGAAAAUAGAUACAAUCUAUCUUGACAGUGAACAGAAUGAGCUUGUGAAUGGCACUUCGAGUUGGGACAAUAUUCAGUUGCCACCACCUGAUUUCCUCUUUGAUGCCAAAACCACAGUCAACCAGACAGAAAGGCAUAGGAAUGGUAGUAAGAAACAAAUACUGCUGGAAGCUUCAGAAGGUCCAUUGUCCACCACAGAUUCAGUUCCUUUUCCUGCAAGGUUUAGUACAAAGCAAGUUGUAGCAACUCGACAGUCUGGUGGUGCAUCUCGAACAAAUGAUAUGGUUUCAACUCUGCCUUUGCCAGAGUUAAUUCCUGGUCUCAGCAUGUUAGAAGCAGAGUUGGGAGAUAUGUAUCCAUUUGCUGUACCUUCACCAGUGCUGGAUAAUGUACCACAUGACAAACUGCCUUCUCCUCCCACUGAUUUCUGUAAGAUGGAGGGUGGUUUUGUAGUACCACCUCCAGAGACAUUUGACACUACUUGUGUUGAUGAAGACCAAGUAUUGCAGGGUAACUCUCAAUUUGGUGGUUGGAUUCCUCUACCUGUUGAUGAAACAAAAUUUCCCAUUGAUGUAUCUAUGCUACCGCCUCCUCUAGAUAUGCCUGAAUUUGAUGAGCAGGGUCAUAAUCAGCAGCUGAACCCAAUGUCAUUUUACAGCCUUCCAUCCCCUAUCUAUGGAAAUAUUGAGGAAAUGGGUCAUAUGAAGCAUGGCUUGGUUAAUAAUGGAGAUGGGCCUCCACCAUUACCUUUAUGUCCACCACCGCCAUUGGACAAUAGAAGGGACAAGAGAUGGUCUGACCAACUACCCCCUCUGCCUGAUUAUUCUCCCACUGACAGCGGAGUUGACACUUGGACAAUCCCUGAUACUGAAGAUCAAUUGAGUUGGCAACACAGAGUGGAUUUUAAUGCUGUUGGCUAUGUGAAUGGAAGUGCUCUGAAUGGAAGUGCUCUGAAAGCAAGAGAGCCAAAGCCGAAGGACAAAUUAUUUUCUCUCAAUGCUGUAGUCGAAUCAGAUGACUCAUCUUCAGUUCUGGUUGGACAAACUGGUGUGUCUCGUGGGAAACCAAACAAAUCAUUGUGUUUUAAGCCUCUUUUGCAGUGGACAGUAAAUGAUGUGUCAGAUUGGCUCAGAUCAUUUGCCAUGGAGGAAUACGUGCAAUCUUUUCAUGACAAUCAGAUUCAAGGCUCUCACCUGGCUGAGAUGACUAAAGAUGACUUUAAGGAAUUGGGCGUUCUUCCCCUAGGCCACAGACUAACCAUAGCAAAUGCUGUUGCCAAGUUGCAGUAAACAAAAACAACAAACUCCGCUGGUCUGUUGGUCUUUCUGUAUGGUUUACAGUUCAGUGAUAUACAAAUAGGAACAGUACAAUAGUAACUAUUUUUAGCAUAA